Molecule: messenger RNA, 818 nt
Organism: Tremella mesenterica DSM 1558
Lineage: Eukaryota; Fungi; Basidiomycota; Tremellomycetes; Tremellales; Tremellaceae
Exons: 7
Coding region: 24-818 (264 amino acids)
Biological process (GO): tRNA modification
Molecular function (GO): RNA binding
Source: RefSeq, a predicted model, not a curated record
GGCAUGGUGCAUCAUCCGGAUCAAUGGGUGAGAGUGAAAGUUCUAAAGCUCAACAUCUUGGAAGAUAUCGAGAUGAUCCUUUAUCCGAAAUGCUCAACGCUCCUGGGAUCAUGGUGACCGCUGUACAGAACAAAGAACGUUCGGCAGAAAGGGAAUUCAUCGACUAUUUGGAACAAGUAGUAGAUGAAUUAUACCCUGAAACUGUCGAGGUAGAUGUUAAAGAUGACCCUGAGGAAGAAGAAGAUUUAGAGAAAAUGUUGAAAAAGGAAUUAGAGGGUAUGUCUGGAAAAGGAAAACAGAUGUCAACCCGGUUUAGAUUAUGUAGACAUGAAGUAGCAUGUGUCUUUUACGUCGUUUGUCUACCACCUUUAGAACCACUCAAAAUAAUCUUACACAUUCUUGAGAAAAUGGAAAAGACAGCUAAAUGUCCAUUCAAAUUCGUCAAACGUACUAUACCUAUCCAAGCUGCUAGUGGAGCUACGCUUGUACAAUUGAAAGAAUCUUCCAAGUCCAUCAUCGCAAGAGGUUUUGAACCGGUUUUAUCGGAGGAUAAAUCUUUAAGAUUCGGAAUCAUCGUCAGCGCUAGACAUUGGGACAAACUUCAAAAAUUAGAUAUGAUCAAAAAUCUGGCUGAGAAUGUCGAAGAGCUAGGAAUGGGUCAUAAGGUGGAUUUGAAUAACCAAGAUAGGACUAUAUUAAUAGAGGCGUAUAAAAAUAGUCUGGGAGUUUCUGUGGUGAGAGAAUAUGAGAGAUAUAAAAAGGUUAGUUUUGAUGUUUCCUGCUGGCCCUUCCUUCUCUUACCCUUUGCUCACCAUUGA